Phlebotomus argentipes is the source of this 4452-nucleotide messenger RNA. RefSeq names its product rap1 GTPase-activating protein 1 (gene RapGAP1). The transcript has 6 exons. Gene Ontology annotation, cellular component: cytoplasm. Lineage: Eukaryota; Metazoa; Arthropoda; Insecta; Diptera; Psychodidae. Gene Ontology annotation, molecular function: GTPase activator activity. The record is from RefSeq and is a predicted model, not a curated record. Gene Ontology annotation, biological process: activation of GTPase activity; regulation of small GTPase mediated signal transduction. Bases 1030 to 3378 code for a protein of 782 amino acids.
AACCAUCGUGGAGUCAUGAGGUGUAUUUCUGUCGCUCCAGCCAAGGCGGUGCGGUUUUGAGUGUGAGUCAGUGAGGCUGGUUUUUUUGGACACACAAGACUCGCCGAGCCUUCCUUGAAAGUGAGCGAGACAGAGAGAAGAGAAAAAAGAAAAGCGCAAAUCUCUCCCGCAAUCAACUUAUUAUAUCACAGUGAUUUCGUGUGAGCAGCAGUGAAAAUAUAGUUUUAAGCCUUUUUUUCUCUCUCUCUCUCUGGACUUUAUUAAAACCUUAAAGAGCAAAUCACGCAAUUUCGCUGCCGUGGAGUUUCUCAAAUGUGUGUGAUUUUUAGUGGAAAUUGACUAAAAGGCAUCUAAUUGCACGUACACAUUUUUACUGAUUAAAUUAUAUUCGCCAAUUAGCGUGGCUGCAUUCGAGUGAAUUCGCUGUGUGCAGAUUAUAAAUGAAAUCAUAGACAUUUCAAGACCUCGCAUGGACCGAGAGUGAGGUGGAUUGCAAGAGAGGCAUUACUGGUGGAUGAGAUUGUGAAAAUUUUAUGUGUGCAGGAAUUUCACUCUGGAAAUUUAAUGCUGCGCUCUCUCGAGAUGCUUUGAGUAUGAUUUGAAAUUAUUGUAGACAUUUUGUGGAUUCCACGAGCUUGAGAGAGAAAUUUCUUUUUCAACAAAACCCAUCCCAACAUUUUCGGUUAGUGUGUCAAGACAGAUGAUUGAAAUUUAAAGCAACGCGCGAUGGCAAAGAGACAUUUCACCUGAGAGCGAGAGACUCUAGCUCAUGGUCUAUUGCUUGGGAGAUUUUCUCAUUAGGUGCGUGCUGUGCGUUGAUUUCAUAACAUAUCUCCUCUGAGUUGGAGAGUGUGUGUGCUUUUUCGGGGAUUGGCAGCGCGAAGAACAGAAAAAAGACCCCAGAGAGUUGGGAAACAGCGACUGACAGAGAUAGAUUAGAUGAGAAGUUGUGUGGACUUGCGGUGGUUAUUCAACAAAUCAGAUUAAGAGCCAGUGUGUGAUAUAAGUGGAGAUGAGGUCCUAAGCUGGAUGCCUGAUCUCAACUAUCCUGGACUAGACAAGGUGGCCCUGCAAACUGACACUGUCGAGCGCCGUUGGGUGCGUCAAGCCGUGAUGGGUGUUCUCAGGUGGCGAGAUUUGCCCGGAUCCCGGAAUUCCGUGGGCUCCCGGACAUCGAUUGAGACUUCCCGGGAGGAGCGAGUGCCCAACCCACACAGCUCGGCGGACAGCCAGAGCCUCCCCAGUCAACAGUCGAGCGGCUAUCGCACCCUCCGGCACUCCCUGAGCACGUCCUCGAGCUCCACGCCGGCCUCGCCGCAGCUCCCGUCUCACCACCCCGUGCACACCUACCAGUCGCAGUCCAGCGUGUCCUCGCAGGCGUCCUCGGUGGCGCCGCCGCCCUCGCAGCGCCUCCUCGAGGACACGUUGGCCAAGGGAGCGCCCUACCCCAUGAUCGUCCUACCCGGCAGCGGCGGCUACUGGCUAGACGGCACUGACCAUGAGUGCGCCUUCGACCAGCACGGAAAUCCCGUCCUGGCGCACAAUGCGUGGCGUGCCAAGUUCGAGACCGACGACACGGCCAAAUGCUACAGGCGCUUCUUCAUCGGCCGUGAGCACUCGAAUCUCGUGGGCCACGAUGAGGCUCUCGGCCCGGUGCUGAUGAGCAUCAAGGCGGAGAAUGUGGCGAAUCAGGAGCACGUGCGCAUCCUGUUGCGACUGCAAUCGGGCACUAUGCACGAGAUCAUCCCCACGUCCUGCCUCAUGCCCCACCCGUCGCCCAUUCGCAUGGCCAAGCUGCUCAACGAGCAGAUCAACGUGGACAAUCUGACGCCCAUCCUCUGUCCCAAAGCCUCCACGUCCAUUGCCAGCUACGACGAGCACGUGCUGGUCAGCAACUUCAAGUUCGGCGUGCUGUACCAGAGGCACGGCCAGACGGCCGAGGAGGAGCUCUUCGGGAACAACACGUCGUCACCGGCGUUCGAGGAGUUCCUGGACACUCUCGGGCAGAGGAUUAAGCUCAGAGAGCACAAAGGCUACCGCGGCGGAUUGGAUAUCCAGAACGGUCACACGGGCGACACAGCAGUUUACGAGGUGUUCAAGGACCGCGAGAUAAUGUUUCACGUGUCCACGCUUCUGCCCUUCACGGAGGGUGAUCCGCAGCAGCUGCAGCGCAAGCGACACAUCGGCAACGACAUUGUGGCUAUCGUGUUCCAAGAAUCCAACACCCCCUUUUCGCCCGACAUGAUUGCCAGUCACUUCCUGCACGCGUUCAUUGUGAUCCAGCCGCUGGAGCCGAACACGCCCAACACGCGCUACAAGGUCUCCGUGACGGCACGCGACGAUGUGCCCUUCUUCGGGCCUACACUGCCCAAUCCGGCGGUGUUCCGGAAGGGGCCCGAGUUCACAGAGUUCCUGCUCACGAAGCUGAUCAACGCCGAGAAUGCCUGCUACAAGGCGGAUAAGUUUGCCAAGCUGGAGCUGAGGACGCGUUCGUCACUGCUGCAGAAUCUCGUGAUGGAGUUGAGGGAGAAGACCAGGGAUUUCCUGGGAAUGGACAUUUCGCCCUCAUGUGGCAACAUGAGUCCCUCGCCAGACACCUCCAAGUCUGACAGUGGGAAUGCCGGCAGUCGCUUUAUAGACACGGUGAAGAAGGCCCUCAACUCCAGGCUGAGGUCGCAGAGCGUGGACACGAGCACUGUGGACAAGGCUCAGGGUGUCCAGGCGGGAUUUGGUACUGGGAAGAAGGCCAAAGACUCGGAUAGCUCCACGGGAAGUAUGACGAGGACUCUGUCCAAGUCCAAUACGGGCUCUAUUAAGAAGUCUCCUGAGGGGUCAAUCGCCUCCUCACCGGACAUCACCUCGCGAGGCCCCAUCAACAACAAUCACAUCAGCAGCAACAACAACAGCGCUCAGGCGAACGGAAACGGGAAUGGACCCGCCAUGUCGGAGACCAGCGACGAUUCCAGCCUCAACAGCGUCGACCUGGAUCCAAUGGCCUUCCAGAACAUCGACGGAGGAGCCACUUAUAUCGACAGCGACACAGGACUGGAGUCCAUGUCCUCGGCAGAGGCCACCACGAAGGCGUGCUCACUGUGCCUGGACGGAGUGUCGCCCGGAAACCUGCUGGCCGGACCGGCAGAAGCCAUGCAACAGGUGGAGAAUCUGAGGCAAGAAGUGACUCGCCUCAAGUGCGAUAAGCUUGAUUUGUUGCGUCAGAAUGUGAAUUGCCAGCGAGACAUUAAGAGGCUACGCGAGCGAGAAUUGUCACUCCAAGGCGACUUGGCGGCCGCCGGAAAGGAGAUUCUUCGCCUGAGAGACUUAUUGAAGGAGUACAUGCCAAAUUCUGUGGCGGAUCCACAUUCCAUCUCGCCCAUAUAAUUUCUAAAGUGGAAUUUUCAGUGUUAAGAGGGAAAGAAAGAUGAUUGGAAGAACGGUAGAACACUAAAAACAGUGCUUAAAUCAUGGUUAAAAAUGAUAUAAAAUGCAUAAAUGUCAAUUAACUGUUUAGAUGAUGAAUUAGAUAUGUUUCCCGUUGAUGAGAAAAUUUAUAUAAGCAUUUAGAGAAGGGCAAAGGGAGGAAGCAUAACUUCUGUGCAAUAAGAUUUUAUAUAGAAUCUUAAGGGAGAAAAAGUAUUUUAGAAGAGAAGAUAUAAUGAACUACAGUUUGACCACCUUUAUCGUCAAUUCUAUCUGAGAGCUUAAGAAAAUGUCUAUAUUUUGAAUUUGAGAAAAUAUACUAUUCUUAGCCCUAAAGGUAUAGAGAAUCCAAAUAUUACAUGUUAACUGAUAUUUUACAAUGAAAUCUGAUUGGACGAAUGAAUGAGUCUAUAAUAAUAAUAUUUACCUAUAGAUAAGUGACUAAUGAAUUUUCACGAUGAUCGUAGAAAUUUCUAAGCAGAAUUUACCCACUAAAUUAAUUUAGAGAGGAAAAGGGGAGAAAACCUUUACUGCAAACCGACAAUUUUUCACACCAAUUUCACACUAUAUUUACGAAAUACUAUAAAGCCUAUUUAAAAUUAGUUAAGGAUGACAAGUGAAUUGAAUUUUAAGGAAAAUCAUGCACAUUUUUAGUAAUUAUAUUAUAUUGUUACAUGUAUGAAAUAAGAGACACUCUCUUUGUGUGUUGACAAAGCAAGGAAGAGAAAAUUGAGAAGGAAAUCAAAUGAGAAACCAAAGUUUAACAAGAAAAUGAUUGAAAAAGAGUACAAGAUUUAUCAAUGUUUAUGGUGUUUGGUGGCUUUUCUCUCUCUUGCAAAAUAAACCAAUAUUCUUUACAUAUGAAUUACAUCAUCUGAAAUAAGAAGCUCACAUUUGGGGAGAGGCACUUUUUACCAGAAAACUUGAUGACUCCCAAUUUCAGGAGGUGAAAGAAAAGAGAGAAUAGUAGAGAGGAAAUAUCUAUAGAGAUCUUGUAUUAAUUGUUUCACAAAAAUUCUAAUAAAAACCAUGAAA